Histoplasma capsulatum G186AR is the source of this 858-nucleotide messenger RNA. RefSeq lists its product as uncharacterized. The record is from RefSeq and is a predicted model, not a curated record. NCBI's taxonomy places the organism in Eukaryota, Fungi, Ascomycota, Eurotiomycetes, Onygenales, Ajellomycetaceae. Bases 1 to 858 code for a protein of 285 amino acids. The transcript is spliced from 6 exons.
AUGGGAGAUGGAGCUGUUAACGAGAAUUAUGACCAGCUUUGCAUUGGGGUAAAACCCUCUGUCAAUAUUCCAUCAGGGCCUUGUGUUUCUGAGCCAAUAGGCUCCGGAACUAUUCCUGCAUCCGUGCCAGCUUGCUCGUUGAGCCAAGUAAAUAUAAAGGGCUUCAGUAGCUUAAUUAGUCAAAUAUCUCGGCUCAAUCAAAUAUCAAGGGAGAUAGAUUCUCUGAGAACUGAUGCGGCAGAGCCACAUGUAUUCACAUCCAAGAGGUUCGAAGAAACAAAUGCUGAGCGCGGCAUGCAAUCAUCCACGAUGCAUAUGCAAUGCUGGCAGGCUGGCGUUGCGUGGCAGACGGAGCAACAGGAAAGGAAAUAUGCAAAGGAUCAGUUGCUUGACAGUCAGAACCUGUGGCUACCAACGUUUGCUCCUGGACGGCAUCUCGAGGAUCCGAGAAGUGGGCUGGAUUCAAAAGUACUAUGUAAAAUAUUCAGAAGUCUAAGAAAUAGCCAUCAAGAACAGCGUGGCCUUGCUGCGCCGAAAUCUCAGUCUGGAGCCGCAAAACUCCCAAAAUUCUCGUUCCUCGAGGAUUCGCUGGUGGUAGGGACACUCGAUCUCAUCUCUGCCCAUGCAACCAGAUAUCACAUCGAGCUGUGCAUAGGGCGAAUGGCACGCACGCUUUUCUCCUCGCAAAAGGAGUAUUCUGCUUAUCUGGUUCAAGCACAUUGCCUCCAAGACUUUGAUCGUAUCGCGAUCUCAGCGGCGCAACCGUUAGACAACGAUUUGCAGUACGAUCUUCUUCAUAUUUGGGGAAAACGCCCCUCGCUGUCCCUGGAGCAGCCAUCCCUUGAUCCUAGCCUUUGA